Messenger RNA from Anarrhichthys ocellatus (wolf-eel), 1426 nucleotides. RefSeq names its product protein FAM98B. Gene Ontology annotation, cellular component: tRNA-splicing ligase complex. Bases 93 to 1142 code for a protein of 349 amino acids. NCBI's taxonomy places the organism in Eukaryota, Metazoa, Chordata, Actinopteri, Perciformes, Anarhichadidae. The transcript is spliced from 8 exons. The record is from RefSeq and is a predicted model, not a curated record.
CACAAUUUAUAAACACGCUUGAACUUUCACGAGUUGGGAAGAGCUGCCUUACUGUAACAGAUUUACAUCAAUUGUUUCUCAUUAUAGUGACAAUGGACAGGAGCGCAGGGACAGUUUCAUCUAUUAAAGCUUUAAGGUACCCGGGCAGCUCCUGCCUCGCGCGGUGUACCUGUGAUGAGCUUCCCUGUCCGCUGCUCACCUGGCUGAGCACAGAGCUGACGACUCUCUGUCCGGAGCUGCGAGACUCGAGCAGGACCGGUGACGUCUUGCUGGGGGGGGAGUUGAGAACUUUACUCUCAAACAUGUUGUCUCCCCUCACUGUGCUGACAUCAGAGGUGCUGGGGCCGUCAAUCCUCAACAAAGUCACUGAGUUCCUUGUGUCAGAAUUGCAAGCGGCUCAAAUAAUGAAGCGUAAGGAGUUGCAUCCUGAGGAGAAAACAACCGGAGACGAGUCUGAAAAAGAGCAGCGAGUUAAAGAUGACAGCCGUGAACUCACUGAGUUUUGUCAGGAAGAUGAAGACGACGAUGACAAAGACAGAAGGAAGAUGGAGACGCAGGCAGAAUGGAUAUUACUGCUGCACGCCCUCGACAUGGACGCCUCCUUGCAAUUUACCGACGUGUCGAGUGAGGUGGAUUCGAGGCUCGCUCGUCUACCGUGUGGAGCGAUGACAAACCCGCUUCUUAACACCAGCCUCAGCUCAGAGCAGUGGGCGCAAGUUAAAAAGAUCAAUCAAGUUCUGUCAGAGGACUAUCGCUGUCGGCGACAAAUGAUGAUCAAACGCUUUCAGGUUACACUCGAGUCCUUCGCAUGGGGAGAGAAACAAAAGGAGCGCAGUGAAGCUCUGGCCUCGAUGCCUCCUCUUUCUUCGCUCUCCGGCUCCUCCCGAGUCUCCUCGUCUCUCCUGAUCGCCGCCAGAGAGGAUAAGUUCCUCAUCGAGCCGAUCAAGGCUGGAACAAGCACCCCCGUCUACAAGAUAUUGAUGGGCAGCGUACCAGACAGAGGAGGACGACCAGGAGAAAUUGAGCCUCCUAUGCCAGCGUGGACAGAUCGAAGAGCGAAAGGAAACAAAUCGGGACGAGGAGGUGGACAACAUCCACGACAGAGAUUCUCAGAUAAAAAGAAGAAAGGGAAACACGAGUAACAUGUCUUUCUCUUUCUGCUUAGUUUGAGAAAUAAGUGAUAAUUUUUCUUUAUUGAAAUCCUUGUUAUGAAAUAAAAAUGGCUGUGGAAUGCUACAUAUGAUAUGAUUUUAUAGUUCUAAAGCUGUGCAACAUUCUUAGUUAUAGUACAUAUGCAUACCUGUCUGUGUACUUUUCUAAUAUAGCUUCUCAUUGCUAUGAUGUACUGGUAUAUUAUCGGAUAUUUUUGUUGAGAAAAUUAAUACUUACUUAAAUGUUUUUGUAAAGAAUAAACCUAGUAAACAAA